Neomonachus schauinslandi (Hawaiian monk seal) is the source of this 763-nucleotide messenger RNA. It is a transcript of the gene HPCAL4, whose product is annotated as hippocalcin like 4. Lineage: Eukaryota; Metazoa; Chordata; Mammalia; Carnivora; Phocidae. The transcript has 4 exons. Bases 115 to 690 code for a protein of 191 amino acids. Gene Ontology annotation, molecular function: calcium ion binding. The record is from RefSeq and is a predicted model, not a curated record.
UCCGGUGCGGACCUCGGAGAGCCUGGCCGCCAGCCCGCGAGCCAGUCUCGGUCCCCGCGGCCCGCCGAGGCUCAGAGCCAUCCAGCGACCCGGCGAGCGGCCUCAGGCCCUGCCAUGGGGAAGACCAACAGCAAGCUGGCCCCGGAGGUGCUGGAGGACCUGGUUCAGAACACCGAGUUCAGCGAGCAGGAGCUGAAGCAGUGGUACAAGGGUUUCCUGAAGGACUGCCCCAGCGGCAUCCUCAACCUGGAGGAAUUCCAGCAGCUCUACAUCAAGUUCUUUCCCUACGGCGACGCCUCCAAGUUUGCGCAGCACGCUUUCCGCACCUUCGACAAGAACGGCGACGGCACCAUCGACUUCCGGGAGUUCAUCUGUGCCCUUUCGGUCACCUCCCGCGGCAGCUUCGAGCAGAAACUCAACUGGGCCUUUGAGAUGUACGACCUGGACGGCGACGGGCGCAUCACGCGCCUGGAGAUGCUGGAGAUCAUCGAGGCUAUCUACAAGAUGGUGGGCACUGUGAUCAUGAUGCGCAUGAACCAGGAUGGGCUCACGCCCCAGCAGCGUGUGGACAAGAUCUUCAAGAAGAUGGACCAGGAUAAGGACGACCAGAUUACGCUGGAGGAGUUCAAGGAGGCGGCCAAGAGUGACCCAUCCAUUGUGCUGCUACUGCAGUGUGACAUGCAGAAGUAGAGGCUGGUGAGGGGCAGGGCCCCUGGCCAGGAGGGGCGUGGCCACCUCCCAACCUGAUGACCUCUCAGGGGGA